This is a messenger RNA of Fusarium tjaetaba, 261 nucleotides long. RefSeq lists its product as uncharacterized. The transcript is spliced from 2 exons. The coding region runs from base 1 to 261 and encodes 86 amino acids. NCBI's taxonomy places the organism in Eukaryota, Fungi, Ascomycota, Sordariomycetes, Hypocreales, Nectriaceae. The record is from RefSeq and is a predicted model, not a curated record.
AUGUCUCCCAUCGUUGUUCGAUCUGCCGCCCGCGCUGUUCAGCGCCGCCAAUUCUCUCUCCUCACUGCCAUGCGAAACGCUGGUCGAGCCAUGGAGUCUCACCCAUUCGAGCGUCUUCCCAUCACUCAGCAGCCUGCUAAGCCCGACUACGCCAAGAUGUUCAAGCGAGUUGGAAGCCAAGCUCUCUUCUUCUUCCCUGGCUUCGCUGUCAUCCUCGGCUGGCCCCUCGCUGCCCAGUAUGCCUUCGACGGUAGACUGUAA